AUGCUCGAGGUGUUUCAAUAUCUCCUGCCACCAGUCGAUGUCAGGAUGAUCGAGAAGGCUCUUCAUGUUCCGUGCCCGGCAAUCUCGGAGACGAGCCACCACUGCAACCCGAAGCUGUCGUCGCAGUGGAAUUCUGACGAUAGUGGGACAUUCAUCUUGGUUGUGAGCUACUUUGACAUGGUGCCGGCGGUCGAGGAAAGUCAGACGUGUUCCAUUUGGAACCCGAAGUUCCGGCUGAACAUCUGUAGUGGUUUUCACUCAGUGCUUGGUGAUUUCUGGAAGACCAAGGGGGCUGCCCAGGCACGCUCGCUCAAUGGUGACUAG
Fonsecaea erecta is the source of this 324-nucleotide messenger RNA. RefSeq lists its product as hypothetical. NCBI's taxonomy places the organism in Eukaryota, Fungi, Ascomycota, Eurotiomycetes, Chaetothyriales, Herpotrichiellaceae. The record is from RefSeq and is a predicted model, not a curated record. The transcript has 2 exons. The coding region runs from base 1 to 324 and encodes 107 amino acids.